AAUGUCUUGUGGAUGAGUGUUCAAUAAUGGACUCAGAAGACAGAAUAGAAAGGAUUGUUGAUAUCUACAUCAGUGCAGAGGCUGUAAGAGAAAUGAAAUUUAAGAAAGACACAGACUUCAACACAGCAAAACCCCAAACAUCUCAACACACAGGAAGUGAUGGUGUGAAGAUCAGAAGCUCCAGAGCAGCUGGUGUGUGUUUGGUGCUGCUGUGUGUUCUUCUGCUGACUGCAGUCAUAGUGCUGUGUGUCCUCAUCUAUACAAAGAGCACAAACUACACACAAGAGAGACAGCAGCUGCUAACUAAGAUCACCAACCUCACAGAAGAGAGAGACCAGUUAAAAUCAGAAAGAAAUGAACUUCAGAAACGUUUAGCAGACGGAUGGAAGUGCCAUCAAUCCAGUCUUUACUUAAUUUCCUCUGAGAAGAAGAGCUGGACUGAGAGCAGAAGAUACUGUAGAGAGAGAGCAGCAGAUCUGAUCAUCAUCAACAACACAGAGGAACAAGAUUUUGUGAAGAUCAUUUCUGGUGGUUCUGAACUUUUCUGGAUUGGUCUGACUGAUAUUGAAGUGGAGGACAGAUGGAGAUGGGUUGAUGGCAGCAGCAUCACCUCUGGGUGAGAAAUCACUGAACUGAUCUGAUUAUUAUGUAAUAAAUGAU
Molecule: messenger RNA, 660 nt
Organism: Cyprinus carpio (common carp)
Lineage: Eukaryota; Metazoa; Chordata; Actinopteri; Cypriniformes; Cyprinidae
Product: CD209 antigen-like protein E
Exons: 4
Coding region: 27-620 (197 amino acids)
Source: RefSeq, a predicted model, not a curated record